UAAACUAGAAAGCCCAGAGCCUUCGUCACGCAUCCACACUCGCUGCUGCUCCAAUUUAAUUUACAUUUGUAACACAGCGGGGAGAACUGCAAUGGCGUCGGCUACGGUGGGUCAGCACCGCUUUCAACAUAUCAUAGACAAAGACCAGGAGCUGUUUCUUAAUCGGCUGUCUGCUAGCGAGAAGAAAAGGAUCCUGAGGAAAUCUUCUAACGAGAAGAAGCGGACAGUGACCACAGCAGCAUCCCUGGAUCAUUUGCAUCCUCCUCCAAACAUUGUGGCGCAAGGAAACCGGGAAGGCAAUGUCGUGCUACAAUCAUGCAAAAGGAUCAAUGUUGUGGUUAAUGACCAUACAAACUGUUUUGAAUAUGCAGAUUUGACAGGGACACGUUCAUCCGCGGCCGCUGCGGAAGUGCUAUUGAAACAGAAUAACAUCAGGGUCCAGACAAACGAGGGGCAUCUUAACACGAACGGAAUAGUUUGUAAAAGUGGUGCCAGUGCAAAAUGUUUGACACCCUGCACGCAAAACGGACGUAACCCGCAUGUUCUGCCGAACGGUGCUAAAGAACCAGAGUCAAGUUCUGUUAUGAAUGGUCAGAACUUUCAGAGGUGUUCCAGGCGGUCAUCGCAAGUGACGUUACAUCAAGACGUGGAUUUCAGCUCUCUGAGCGAGGAAAACGGGUUUGGUGCACACAGCAUCAACAGUAGUAACACUAGCAGCCGUAACAAGAUGCCGAUCUUAACCCAAGGGAGAUCGGGAGUGGUGAAGAUGAUGAGACACGAGCCGCCGCGGAGGGAGGCAUGGUCCAUCUUUGGACAGGAGGACCCGAGAGUGAAGAAGGAGAAGGGAGAGGGGCACUGCUUCAGCCUGACCUCGGUCACUCACGACUGGUGCGAUGCGUGUAAUCGCCAGGUGAGCUCUCAAGGGCUCAGGUGUAAAAACUGCAGCUACACUUGUCAUCAGGAAUGCCAGAGUCUCAUUCAACUGGACUGUAACCAACAGGAGAAACAAUUGGAGGAUAAGCCCUCUCCAGGGAGCCCUGUGCUGCAGAGGAGAGCCAAGAAUGUCACUCAACCCCAACCCCAACAACCACAACAACAUGAAGAAAAACCAAAGGUCCUUUCAGAGGAGGAGAUCAAGAGGAAGAUAGAGGAGUACAACUCCAAAGUGUCGGACUGCUUUGGAAUGAAACUGGGUGAGGACGGCAUCUACACAGGGUUCAUCAAGGUGAACCUGAAGCUGCGGCGGCCUGUGACCGUCCCGGCAGAGGUGCAUCCCACAGCGGCCAACCAGACCCCAGGCUUGGACAAGAAGACCUCCUUCUACCUGCCCCUGGACGCGGUCAAGCAGCUGCACAUCAGCAGCACAACGACAGUGAGCGAGGUCAUCCAGGGCCUGCUCAACAAGUUCAUGGUCAUAGACCAUCCCAAGAAAUUUGCACUUUACCGGCAGACGCACCGCGAUGGCCAAGAUCUCUUUCAGAAGCUGCCGGUCUCAGAUCACCCGCUGUUGCUGAGGCUGCUUAGUGGCCCUGACGCAGACCUGCUGACUUUUGUACUGAAAGAAAACGAGACGGGGGAUGUGGAGUGGCAUGCCUUCUCAGUCCCAGAGCUGCAGAACUUCCUAACGAUACUUGAGAAAGAGGAACAGGACAGGAUCAAGCAGGUGCAAAAGAAAUACGUUUUGUAUCGAAAAAAACUGGAGCAGGCUUUAAAAGAGGCAGGAGAGAAGCCUGGAUAAGCGAAACUGGAGACCAAAAACAAAAAGAAACUGGAAUAGACGUUCAUUUGAAAACGUUCCACUCAGGACACUUUCUGCUGGUCUCUUUACGAGGGGAAACUGAAGGUAAAAGCCAGAAGAGGUUGGAAGCGUACUUUUAAACAUGCUGGCGGGACUGUGCCAGUUACGACCACCCUUGGAUUAUAUGCUGAGGGUUUCUGGAUAGACCGUGUACAAUGCUGCUGCUGCUGCUACUGCUACAAGUGCUACUUAGCAUGAGUUUUAUGAUUACGCUGGGUUACGUUUGCAUGACUUUCUGCCAGUGUUGUGCGAUGGGGAAACAGAAGUCUUUGUUUUAAACUAAGAAUCAUUUUUAAAGGAUUUUAAUGCUUCGGAAAUCGAUAUAGAAGGCUUUCUUAAAUGGAGCAUGGUAGAUCUAGACUAUAGCCAGUAAAAUCCCACUAUUUCCACUGGCUUCCCCAAAUCCCUGAUGCUGAGAAUGGAAAAGGCCAGGAUGCCACAAACUAUUAAUAAUUAUACGGUACUCUACUUUAGGUUUGUGAGUCCGUUUCUCCUUUGAUACGCUGAGAAACUCAAGUUUAUUUAAGAAGUAGAAGAUUAGGUGCGCUGCCUAAAAAGGUACCUUACAGUUGCAUGAUUUCAUGGUUAUUCAUAGUACUGAGAGGCUGUUGUGGAAUCACAGAUUGGACAAAUCCACGUCAGUUUUGCCUUGCUUAGCUGACUAGAUCCUUUUGAUCUGUGCUCAAACCUGCUGUGUGUUUGUUGUGUGAGAUUUGGAGCUUUGAACCAGAUUACAAGGCACAGUACCCAAAUGAAGUUCAGAUUCCUUAAAUGGUACUCUCUGUCUAACAAAAUAUUCAGCGCACGACACAAGGCUGGGGGCGAUGCUUCUUUGAGCACUUAUUCAGUUCAUGGCCUUUUCCAGUUUUGGCCAUGAGUAAGAAGUACUGUGAAUCACAGGAAGAAAAAAGACAACACCAGAAGCAUUGCAGUAUUUUACCACUGCCACAUUAAGCCAUUUGUGAUUAAACCAAAACCCAAACUGCAUGGGCAUUAUUAGGUUCUGUAAUACCUUCUCUCCCCACCAGAGGGCUUGUCCAAGCUGAAGUGACUGAAUCAACGGGUUAACUGCCACACUAAGCCAACGUACAAACACUAGUCAUCCAAAGUCAGUGUCUGUAUGUAUUUCAUGCAUACCCUGGUGCCUAAUUAAAAAUGAUCACGUUUAAACACGUUCCAUAAUAUAUAAAACAGUAUGAGGCUUGUAUAGUAUCUGUCGUUGUCAGCUCUGUUUAGCGAGGAGCUAAACAGAUUCUAAUCUACAGCCUUGAGUGGAUACCAGUCUGCUGGGACAAAUUACACAGUAAAGGGACCUCUCAGGAUAAAAUAAAUCCACUACCCCAUCCACUUACCUUAAAUAAAUCAGAGAAGCCCAUAUUGUAUAAAUAUUAUGUUCUGAACAUGAAGAGUUAUGUGAUGACUAACAAGCAAUGUUUGUCCCAGCACUAGUUUAUAUUGAAUUUAAUUGAAGCCCUGUGCUCGUACAACUAGACCAGGAAUUGCCUUUCUAUACACUGUACUGCCUCCCAGUACCACACAGGAGAGGGUUUUUUUUUUUUUUUUUGACGCUUCUGUGUAUGUUUCAAGUUUGCAAGCUCGGCACUCAGAGUAACGAAACUGCAGUGUUACGAAGGCUGUGAAUCUACUUUUAAUGGAGUAAACAGUCACGUCCUUUCUGUAAACGGCUCUUUAUCUCAUUAAUACUAGCACAUGUUUAGUUAUUGUAUUUUAUCUUUGUACCUGUUUCAAAUGUUCUAUUCAUUUUCAAAUGCAGUAUUAAAAGCACAUGGAUGUACAAAAGAUCAGAAUACUGUAAAUCACGACCCGUUUAAAAAAAAGUUAUUUUCUUAAUAGUACUGUACAUACAGUACAUUAGAUGUUUAGUACCCCCUCCUUUUAUACCUUUUAAGCUGGGCUGUAUCUCUUUCACGGUAAAAAAAAAAUUGCUUAUUUCACAUUUCAUGGUCUAAAAACAUCAGUAGAUAUUUCACAAUAUAUCACGAUUUAAGCAUAUUUAUUAAAGCAGAAAAAAUAGCGUGGUCACAUUUGAAUUUGAUCAUUUUUCUCUCGAGUUAUCAACAAAUGUUCCUAAAUAUUUGCAUUCUCGAAAAACUAUAAAUACUAAAUUGUCGAAUAUAUUCAUUUUUUAUGUCCACCUUUUAAAGACAUUUUAUUUUUCAGCAGCAGUGAAUUAUCAAACACAAUAAAAACAGAAAUGCAUGUGAAAAUAACAGCAGACAUGUGAAACGUCCCCUUGUCCUAGACAGAGCGAUCUUUCUUUAGCAGAAAUAUUUCCCAUCUUUGAUGCAGCUGGUGUCUUUUUCGUUGAAGACAUUUUAAAGAAAUCGUGCAGCGCUAUGCCGUGUGUGUUCAAUCAUUUACCGGAAGCAAACUAAACCAGCUACCAGGUCAAUAAGACAAACGUUUGCUGUAUUUAUUUUUAAGUGCUAAAACAAAAAUUAAUUUUCACAGGAACUACACAUUACACGGCAAUGGGUACAUUUCACAAAAACUGUGAAAUCUGUGGUAACUGGGAAAAAAAUACAGCCUUACUUUUAAGGGUUUACAGCCUUAGUUCUUACUGCAGGCAGUGCCUUUCGGUUUUGUGUUGCUUGGUGUGACUGUACAAAUAAAACUUAUUACAAGCUGUAAAAAAAAAAAAAGAAAAAAAAGAAAGAAAAGAAAACGUCA
Messenger RNA from Acipenser ruthenus (sterlet), 4489 nucleotides. Its product is annotated as ras association domain-containing protein 5-like. Gene Ontology annotation, biological process: signal transduction. The transcript has 6 exons. NCBI's taxonomy places the organism in Eukaryota, Metazoa, Chordata, Actinopteri, Acipenseriformes, Acipenseridae. Gene Ontology annotation, cellular component: nucleus. The record is from RefSeq and is a predicted model, not a curated record. Bases 92 to 1738 code for a protein of 548 amino acids.